Messenger RNA from Wyeomyia smithii (pitcher-plant mosquito), 4295 nucleotides. It is a transcript of the gene TyrRII, whose product is annotated as probable G-protein coupled receptor No18. Gene Ontology annotation, biological process: adenylate cyclase-activating adrenergic receptor signaling pathway. The record is from RefSeq and is a predicted model, not a curated record. Lineage: Eukaryota; Metazoa; Arthropoda; Insecta; Diptera; Culicidae. The transcript is spliced from 7 exons. The coding region runs from base 2514 to 4058 and encodes 514 amino acids. Gene Ontology annotation, cellular component: membrane. Gene Ontology annotation, molecular function: G protein-coupled receptor activity.
UUCGUGUCGGAUGCCACUUCCUGCAGGUCGUAAAAUUCAACUUUGUCGAAAGCGUGUUGCAUAUCAGUUUACCGGAAAUUGGUGGGUGGACCGAGAGGCGAGCUUUAUUCAUUUAUGUAAAGCUUAACUUACAGCAUUGGUAACCGAGAAGCUGUGAAAUGCAGUCCCUACUUUGUAACAGUGUGGUGAAUAUUUUAUUAGUGUGCGAUACUGAUACGACAGCCUAGAUCAACAUUAGUCAACCAUCGCGUAGGGGUCCUUUGUUUGCAUAAUGCUAUUACUGGGCGUUUAAUGUAGUGACAAUCAGCAGGAAGUUUAAUUAGAUUGUUCGUAAAUGGGCGUAUGUUAUACAGGACGUGUCAUCGAUGUGACCUUUGUCAGUUAGCCCAAUUAAUGAUUGAAGUAUGUUUGCCCAGGAGAAGUUUUCAUUGCAAAAUUGUAGUUGUUAAGGUACUAAAUAUAACUAUAUACUAAAAUAUAACAUACACCAAUAUCAUGACGAAGCAUCCCCAAAAUACGGUGGAAACGGCGCUUUAAUUUUGGAAAUUUACAAUUUGCUUUAAUUCUUGGUUGGAUUCCGAAUGGGCCAAUAGCUGCUAUCAACAUGCUUGCAUACCUGCUGCAAAAGUCAUUAUUUGAAACAUGCAAGGUAUCAAAUGUGUCAUCCGACUUCGUUAUCUUAUUCCUUAGGAUCGAUAUAGGUGUUAAAAGCGAUUGGUAAUUUUUGUACGCGGUUUCCAUUUACACGAAGAUUAUGAUAAUUCUGUGUGGUGAUAUCUGGACAUUUCGGAAGGACACAGUCAUGAGUCCAAUGGGCUUUUCGGUAUUUAUGAAAAAAAUGGGCUUUUCGUCACGAGUCGACAAAACAACGCCUAAGAGCAAGCGCACCGGUGAGUUGCCAUUUGAGUUGCUAUUUUCACAACGCUGGCCGUUGCUAUUUUGGAUAGCAAGCGAUUUUCGCACCGGUCGUUGCUUAUGGGGAUUACCAAUUCCACUAUUUCUUUUUCACACCGGCAGUUGCCAAUUUCUGAAGACCGUCACUAGCCAGCGUUGGCAAAAUGUUUGUUCGUGAUGUAUUUCGAUUAUUUUUUGCGGAUCUAGUAAUAACCAACUUAUUCGUCAGUCAAUCGUUUCCGGAAUGAUCUACGUUCUUUCUACUUCAUAAAAUGUUCCCUCCAUUUCACAUAACUUUGUUUCCGUUCUCCCAAGUUAUCGAUAACAUAAUUCCUUUGCAGAUUUUUUUACUUGUGCGUACAUAAAUUUUUUCAUCCUUAUAUGUUUAUUUAAAGAAAUUCCAUAAACUGGGCACGUCCCGCAACGUUGGCUUAAAUGACUAUUCUACUGAAAGCUGGCGAACUGUCAUAAGUUGUAUUCUGUAUUUCAUGCUGUCUCGGUUCCCACAGUUUGCUAUUAUUAUUUGAAAAUUUGCCGCUAAAAAGAACUUAAAUAUAGAACGCGUAAAUUGUUUUCGAUUAUUUGAUUGAUUCUAGUGAUGAAGAAAGUGAUUUCGCAAAACAAAGAUUCGGGGCGACUUUCAGCCUAGUAAAUACCCAAAAAAAACCGCCAUACGGAGGAAGGUGCCAUCCAGCGUUUUAACAACGGUCUAUACCGAUGACCAUUUCCAACGCCGCUUUCGAACGCAUCUCAGGUUUUUUUUUGAAACAGCGGUAAAGGAGAAAAGUGGUUUUUUAUACAACGACCGAACGAAACGGGAAAAUAGUUGGUAAUACUCCCGAGCAGAUUUGCUUAAACCUUCCAGGUUUAUUGAAUAAUAUUGGCCAAUCUUGUGAGGAUUUGAGCUUUCCGCAUCGUUUAGGUUGCAGACCAAAAUGCCCACCAAAAUGGUCAUCUCAAUAAAAAAAAACCGUUACAAAAUGUUUACCUGCCCGAAAAAACACCCUGUGCAAAAUUUCAGCUCAAUCGGAAAUAAAAUUGAGUAGUGAUUCACGCCGACACUUGCGUCCUACGUGUUUAACAAGCGAGGCAAAACGCUUCGUCUUCCGAAGCCGACCAAUAGAGUCCGCAUUCGAAACACUCAUCAUCUUCGUAAUAUUAUUACGAACAUUCACUAUCGAGCACAAAAAAACAACAGUUUGACAUUUCAUCAAAUAGCAACGAUUCAGCUCGUUGCUAUCGCGUUGCCAAAUUUAAUAACUCGCUACUACCCGAGGUGAGGAUUGUUAUUUCCCAAACCAACAUAGCAACGCCCGGUGCGGUUGCCGCGUUAUGGUGGGAGUUGCCAAACUAGCUUUAGAAACUUCAAUUUAGUCACUGGUGGGCUUGCUCUAAGUCAUUACAAUAUAGGAUUUUCGAAGUUUUCGGGAGCCGUGGCACUCCCUCUUUAAAUCCAGCUAGGAUUGUAUUCAUGUGUUCCAUGUUUUUAUAUUUCUUUAAAAAGUCUAAUCUAAGAUUUUUCAAAUAUAUUAUAGGUUACAAAAAUCGGCAUCUCCUGGAUUCGAUGAUAAUGUUUAGAUCACUGUUGCAGAUAUAAAGGAUUGAAUCAAUUUAGUGUGAUGGAGUUUAUAACUAUGUCAAAUCCAAACGGUUCCAUUAGUGGCACGAUGUCCUCUAUAACGAUCAAUUACACUGCAUCUUUCGCGAAUGUUUACAAUGAAAUUUACGUGAAUCUGCAGAUUGUCAAUGGAAAUCAGCUGAACAUUAGCGAGCGCUUCGUGGUGAACGCUGCAGGUAAUGCAUCCUUUAUGAUCAGAACAAACGCAGCUAACAAUGAAGACAGCAUCAGAACGAACACCAGUAAGGAAUGUGGUUGGUUAUGUUUGUCAUGGGAAAAAAUGUUGCUAGUAGUACUUUUCUGUACGUUGAUUAUUGUGACGGUGAUUGGAAACACGCUAGUGAUUUUAUCAGUCGCCACUACUCGCCGCCUCCGGACUGUGACAAACUGUUUUGUGAUGAGUCUAGCCGUAGCUGACUGGUUGGUAGGAAUUUUUGUGAUGCCACCCGCGGUAAUGCUCUUCGUUGUAGAAAAAUGGCAGUUGGGUUGGAUACUGUGCGACAUCUGGAUAUCCCUUGACGUACUUCUUUGUACCGCAUCUAUUCUGAGCCUAUGUGCAAUCAGCGUUGAUAGAUACUUGGCCGUCACGCAACCUUUGACGUACUCGAAGCGGAGGCGUUCGAAACGUUUGGCAUUGAUAAUGAUCUUUGUUGUAUGGCUAGUAGCAUUAGCCAUCACUUGUCCUCCUAUUCUCGGGUGGUAUGAUCAGGGUCGAAAGCGAAAUGAAUGCAUGUACAAUCAAAACAAAGGUUACGUCGUGUUUUCUGCAAUGGGCUCAUUCUUCAUCCCAAUGACUGUGAUGUUGUACGUGUACUCCAAAAUAUGCUGUGUGCUCACAUCUCGGCAACACCGAAUGUCACGAACAGAGGCCACAGAAAAAUCUUGUGAUUUAGAUGUUGAUUACAAUACUUCCGAAAAUGAUACUAGCCCAAAGUCGGGAGACUACGUUGGCAGGACGAACUCAACUGCCUACACUCAAUCGCAUCAAACGCUAUAUGAGUUUCUAAGUUCGGCUAGAGCCACCCCCAAUGCACCUAGGCAACAACAGAAAGCGACAAGAUUAAUAACAUCAGGUCCAACACCUAGUAAUGCCAGCGGAAUCGCAAAGUAUUCCAACAAUUAUGAGAUGCAACCGAUCCAUUCCGUUCAGUUCAGUGCCAGUCAACUAUCGCUAGCAGAAUCUUGUGUUUCUAACGUGACUCUCAAUAAUACCAGUAAAUUUAGACUUACCGGAAAACGCAUACCCAUUCGAAUUUCAUCUUUGAAACGUGAAACGAAAACGGCUCAAACACUCAGCAUGGUGAUGGGUGGAUUUAUUGCAUGUUGGUUACCAUUCUUCAUCUACUAUCUCCUGAUGCCGUUUCUGCCAGAAUCCUCCAAGAGUGCCGAUCUGAUGGCUUUCCUGACUUGGCUAGGUUGGAUAAACAGUGCUAUCAACCCAUUUAUUUAUGCCUUUUACAACGUGGACUUUCGGAUUGCUUUCUGGCGCUUGACGAUAAGAAAACUUCACAAAAAUAAACACAACUUAGCUCUUUUCCGACCGUAGACUUAAGCUGAAGAAAGAAAAUACGCUGAAAUUUUGUUGAAAGAAAUCCUCACAAAAAAAUUGAUGCUCCUGUUGUGUUUGUUUUGUUAUCAACGUACCUACCACCUCCUUCCUGAGUAAUUAAUAGCAGUUAUAGUAAAACCUGAUGACCCGAAUUAUGACUUCUCAAAGAAUUGUCUCACAACCUACAGGGUAAAAAGCGAAAAAACACACAUCGCUAUGAAAAUAAAGAGGAUU